This is a messenger RNA of Monoraphidium neglectum, 482 nucleotides long. RefSeq lists its product as hypothetical. The annotation marks the transcript as partial. Lineage: Eukaryota; Viridiplantae; Chlorophyta; Chlorophyceae; Sphaeropleales; Selenastraceae. The transcript has a single exon. The record is from RefSeq and is a predicted model, not a curated record.
GUGCGGGCGGCGGCGGGCGGGGCGGACGACGUGGCGGCUGAGGGCGGGCGGGAGCAGGUAGGAGCUGCAGAGGCGGCUGUGGAGGUGGCGGGGCAGGCGCAGGAUGGCGCUCAAGGGGCAGCGCAGGGCGGCGAGCAGGGUGACGCGGGGGGCGAGGCUGAGGUUGUGGCGAAGCUUCUCGCCCUGGGUCUGCCCGACAUCAGGGCCCCCGCCGCAGUGGCCGGCGCCGAGGCGGCAGCUGCCGAGCAGCUGCAGGAAGCUGCCUGCAGCGCCUGCGACUGGGCCGUGCUUGCGGCCGAGGCGCUGGGCCUGCCGCCCGAGCGCGUCGACGCGGUGUGCGGCGGCGUGCAGGCGGCGACGGAGGAGGCGGGCGGGUGCCGGCGGUUUGUGGGGAUGGAGUACCCGAGACUGCGGCGCGCGUGCGCGGCGGGGGAGGCGGGGCUUGUGAGGGCCUGGAUGGAGCGCGUGGCAGCGCGCGGCAG